UCGGUAUAUAAAUCCGACGGAUAAGAUUCGAUUUGGUAAACGAAUCAAAUUUGGAUCUACUUCAAACUUCAUUUCUGUUUCGAUUCGACCCGAUCAGUUUGCAUCCAUGGAGGUAGAAUCCACGAAAUAACGAAGGAAGAGAGAGAGAGAUUGGCAGAUUGCUCCCCUGAUCGUCAUUGCCACCAUCACCAUCACCGCCACCGCCAAGCUUUGCUUUUUUUCUAUUUAUCCUCCUCCUCGAUUUCAAUUUUUUAUUUUGUGUUGUGGAUUAGAAAGAUUUCGGCUUCGUACUCGAUUUUGUUUAUAAGAAGGAAGAAAGGGUUUACGGUUUCUAUCGAAGUUUCUUUUGUUUUACGGGAAUAUGAUUCUUGAUUCCAGAGAAGAUAGGGGCUUACGCGAAACCUAAAUCUGAACCCUAGUUUCUCCAACUCAAAAUAAGGGAUCUCAGGCGUAGAAGCGUAAACCUUGACCUUUCUGUCUCCACUUUCCAGCGUUGCUCUUAAAAUUUCAAAAUGCCGGCUACAGCAGGUAGAGUUCGCAUGCCUGCGAACAAUCGGGUACAUAGUAGUGCGGCCCUCCAAACCCACGGCAUAUGGCAGAGCGCAAUUGGGUAUGACCCUUAUGCUCCGAAUAAGGAUGAUUCUAAGACAUCGUCGCAGCAAAAAUCGUCGAAUGCUGAACCUGAGGCUGAGAAUGCCUAUGCUAGCUUCCAAGGACUCCUUGCUCUUGCCCGCAUCACUGGAACCAAUGCUGAUGAGGCACGAGGGUCCUGCAAGAAGUGCGGCCGCGUCGGACAUCUCACAUUCCAAUGCAGAAACUUUCUCAGUGUGAAAGAGGAUUCUAAGGAUAAAGACCCAACUGCUCUUCAGACCACUGUUGCUUCGGGGUUGGAUAAAUUGAAACCUAAUGGAGGUAAAAUGGAUAACAAAGCAGAUGUUGAAAGUUCUGAAGAGAGCUCUGAAGAGGAGGAUGACAGUGAGAGUUCAGAUUAUGAUGUGGAUUCAGAGAUUGAGAGGAUCAUUGCUGCACGGAAUGGGAAGAAGGGUAGUAAGGUAACGACAUCAAGUAAAAAGAAGGAAUCCUCAGGGGCAGGAAGGUCUGAUUCUGGAGAAAGGAAGAAGAGAGGUAGAUCAAAGAAAAGGAGCAGCAGGAAGAGGGAGAGCAGUGAUUCAGAUGAAGAUGAGGGUCAUAGGAAGAGGAGGAAGCAUAAGCAGAGUAGGAGAAAUGAAUCUUCAGAUGAGGAUGAGGAUCAUCACCAUCAUCAUAGGAAGAGCGGGAAGGAGAAGAGGAGGAGGAGAAGUCACCGACACUCUUAUGAUUCAUCUGGGUCUGAAGAAUCUGAUGGAGGACGCAAGAGGAAGAGCAGGAGGGCAGCAUCACCAUCUGAUUCUGAUAUCAGCAUCUCAGAUGACUCUCGGUUUGGUAGGGGCACAAAGCGAUCUGGAAAGAGGAGCAGAAAAUAGUAUCCUCAAGAAGAAUACAAUGAUCACAUGAGAUGUUUGUCUCAUUAUAUUUCUCUCAGAUUUGAUGAUUGUUAUAUGGUAAAAAUGUUUGUAAGUAAUUGAUAUCCUGUUGGCUGUUCCUUUUCCUUUUUUGUUCAUGGUUGGUUCUGUAACUUGGAUAUUUAUGGCCAAUGUCUUUUCCUAGAACUAGAUGAUCAAUGUAUUGCUGAUUUUUGCUUAUAAUUUCAUAUUAGAAGGUGUAAUUGGCCAUGCUCUUCCUCUGAUUGGCUAUUGCAUCAAUGAACUCCCUUAAUUUACUUUGA
Molecule: messenger RNA, 1765 nt
Organism: Nelumbo nucifera (sacred lotus)
Lineage: Eukaryota; Viridiplantae; Streptophyta; Magnoliopsida; Proteales; Nelumbonaceae
Source: RefSeq, a predicted model, not a curated record